AGUGUGGGGUGGAACGGGGAAGCGCGUAUUACUGGCAUACAAGCAGAGCCACAUUCACAUAAUCAUAGGCUACAUCUCGCUGGUGUUCUUCAGGGGUUGCAUACGAUGUUAAGUGUAAUGGAGCUGAAGGGACAGUCGAAAGGACACUCUGUUUUCUCGGCAUUUGAUAUGCCUGGUUCCGCCUUGAUUCGUUGCGCUCUCAUCCUCAGCUCGCUGCAAUGGAUAACCGAGGCUAAGGACCUACCUCCCUGUACAGAGAAGGACUACUAUUUCGAGUACACGGAGUGUGACAGCACGGGGUCCCGGUGGCGUGUCCCCAUCCCACACAGCCAGGGAGCCUGCGCGGGCCUGCCGGAUCCGGUCAGGGGCACCGACUGCACCUUCUCCUGCGAGGCGGGCGAGUUCCUGGAGAUGUCGGCCCAGCAGUGCACGCAGUGUGCCGCCGGCACCUACUCGCUGGGCAGCGGCGUCCGCUUCGACGAGUGGGACGACAUCCCCGCCGGCUUCACCAGCCUGGCCACCUACAUGACCAGUGGCCCCGCCGGAGAGGAGGACCGCAUCUGCAACAACUCCACCUGGGUGCCUCAGGGGAACUACCUGGAGUCGAACCGAGACGAGUGCACCGUGUCCCUCAUCUAUGCCGUCCACCUGAAAAAGCAGGGUGCCGUGUCGUUCGAGUACCAGUACGUGGAUAAGAACAUCUUCUUCGAGUUCUUUAUCCAGAAUGAUCAGUGUCAGGAGAUGGACCAAACAUCCGACCAAAAGUGGAUCAAACUGACCAACAAUGGGGAGUGGGGGACUCACACUGUUGACUUGAAGUCUGGUACAAACAUUCUCUAUUGGAGGACAACUGGAAUUUUGCCUGGUGCUAAAGUCAUUAAACCAGUGCUGCUGAAAAAUAUUCAGAUUGAAGGGGUGGCCUACACGUCGGAGUGUUUCCAGUGCAGGCCGGGGACCUUCAGCAAAACUCCAGGCUCCUCUUCCUGUGAGUUCUGCCCAAGGGACACGUACUCUGGGAAGGGGGCCAGCUCCUGCACCCACUGUGACAAGGAGAAGGAGUACGCACCCGAGGGAUCUGCAGAGUGUAAGGAGAAGCCCCCCUGCUCCGAAAAAGACUACUUCCAGAUCCACACACCCUGUGACAGUGAUGGGAAGACGCAGAUCAUCUACAAGUGGAUCGAGCCCAAGAUCUGCAUGGAGAACGUGACAGGCGCGGUGGUGCUGCCCCCUUCAGGCGAGAGGGAGCCGUGUCCACCCUGCAACCCCGGCUUCUACAACAACGACACGGCCACCUGCUCCCCCUGCCCCCUCGGCACCUACUCCGAUGGCAUCAAAGCCUGCCAGAAGUGCCCUGCGGGCACAGAGCCGACUCUGGGCUAUGUGUACAAGUGGUGGAACGUGCUUCCCGCCAACAUGAAGACCUCCUGCUUCAACGUGGGCAACUCCAAGUGCGACGGCAUGAACGGGUGGGAGGUAGCUGGAGACCACAUCCGCAGCGGAGCAGGGGGCUCUGACAAUGACUACCUCAUCCUAAACCUCCACAUCCCCGGCUUCAAGCUUCCAACAUCAGUAGCUGGGACCACAGUCAGUGAAUAUGGCCGCAUAACGUUUGUUUUUGAGACCAUUUGCUCAGCCGACUGCGAGCUCUACUUCAUGAUGGAUAUGAACAGGAAGAGCACCAAUGUUGUGGAGUCAUGGGAAGGAAGCAAGGAGAGGCAGUCCUACACGCACAUCAUGACCAAAAACGCUUCUGUGUCCUACACCUGGGCUUUCCAGAGGACCAACCAGGCCCAAGAUGUCAGACAGUACGUGAAUGACAUCGUGAAGAUCUACUCCAUCACGGUGACCAACGCCCUGGGUGGGGUGGCCUCGGUCUGUCACGCCUGCGCCCUGGUGUCCCAGGAGUCUGGCUCCUCCUGUGUCCCCUGCCCCGCCGGACACUACAUCGACAAGGACACCAACCAGUGCAUGGAGUGCCCCCCCGACACCUAUCUCUCCGGACACCAGAUCUAUGGCAAGGAGGCCUGCCUGCCCUGUGGACCUGGCAGCAAGAGCAACAAGGAGCACUCCGUCUGCUUCAGCGACUGCUCCUUCUCCCACACGGUGCAGAACCGGACGCUGACCUACGACUUCAGCCCGCUGAGCGCCGUGGGCUCCAUCAUGAACGGGCCCAGCUUCACCUCCAAGGGCACCAAGUACUUCCACCUCUUCAACAUCAGCCUGUGUGGGCAUGAGGGUGAAAGGGCGGCCGUCUGCACCGACAACGUGACAGACCUGUCCAUCAAAGACAUGCAGAGGGAGUCCAGCGAGCUGGUCAAUUAUGUGGAGACCUUCAUCUGUCAAUCGACCAUCAUCCCCUCUGAUGGGCGGGGCCUCAGGACGGCCGUCUCCUCCCAGUCCAUCAGCCUGGCAGACACAUUCCUGGGGGCAACAGUGGAAAAAACUCUCAAUGGCAUCAGUGUGAGCCCAGAUCUCUACCCCGAAACCCCAAAGCUAGUGCCUGAUAUCAACUUCUUCUACCGAUCUGCCCAUCCAACAUCAUCAUGUGACAAGGGUCGGAACGCUGUCAUCACUUUGCGGUGUAACCCAGAGAAGACCGCCCAAGGGGAGCUGACUGUGCCCAGUAAAUGCCCAGCAGGGACCUGCGAUGGCUGCAACUUCAACUUCCUGUGGGAGAGUGCGAGUGCCUGCCCACAAUGCACCGAGACAGACUACCAUAAGAUUGAGGGGGCCUGCAAGGGCGGGUUCCAGGCAACCCUGUAUGUGUGGAAUGAGCCGAAGCUGUGCAUGAACGGAGUCUCUCUCCCGGCGAAAAGGAGCACUCCCUGUGAGGCCAUCGACACGUGGCUGAAGGUGGGGGCCGGUGUGGGCGCCUUCACCGCCGUGCUGCUCGUAUCCCUCACCUGCUACUUCUGGAAAAAGAACAAGAAGCUGGAGUAUAAGUACUCCCGGCUCGUGAUGACGGCCAACAAGGAGUGCGAGCUGCCGGCGGCCGACAGCUGCGCCAUCAUGGAGGGCGAGGACAACGAGGACGAGGUGGUGUACGCCAACAAGCCCUCCCUCCUGGGGAAACUCAAGUCCAUCGCUGCCAAGGGCAACGGGGAGAGCUGCGAGUCGGUCCAGCUGAAGCCCAAGCCGGAGCGAUGGGUGUGGGGAUAAAGCCGGAGACUGGAGACUCUUUGGGGAAGGGGCAAGCAGGACGGACAACCCACAACAGGAAGACAGAAACGGACCCCCCAUUGCUAACGACCCUUGGAAAACGACCCUCCAGUCGGAGACUCACCUGGUGAAAAUGACCGUGUCUGGUGGCCUUAUCCGUGACGGGGACAAGCUGAAAAGGACCUUGCCCAAAGGGGAUUCACAGAGGAGGCCAUCCACAGAGGGACGAGCUCUGCUCGGGAACGGAUAGACGCCCCCUGCUAAAACCCUUCUUACUUUGCUGAUGUGCGUUCCGGUUGCCUCUCGCUGGCUGCUUUCAUGGUUUGGAUCGUGUUUUCAGUGUACGUCAGCGCAGAUUACCGCAGUGGGCCGCCUCCUUGCCCUGUCUCUGAGAUGCAGUCGAAGACGAUGCCUGUUUGACCUUCCCAUUUGUCUGAGGGAACAGAAGCGACUGUGUUUUCCACCUCUUCAGAGUGCCACCUGGCUUCAUAGUUUCCGCUGCGGUCACGAGCACAGAGCGUUUGCCAGUGAAGGAGGAAAAACUUGCAAGGUUUUCACGGCUGUCAUACGAAAGCCAUAUUUGUUUCUGAGGCCUCGGGACAGCUUCUGGAACAAUCAGCAAGCCUGGCGUGAAAUUUCAGCUGAGGCGCUGUGAUGACGAUGCUUUCCGACUUGUCAGGAUGAUUUAAGUUAAUCUGUUCAUGUGUUCAUGUGAUUUGUGUGCACGCUUAGUUGUAACACCCUCAUCCAAAUGUCUUCUACAUGCUACAGUGACGGCCCUUUCCCUCUUGGACUGAUGUUGUUGCUGUCAAUAUUAACGUUCUCUGCGGCUGACUGAAUAACAUUACUCCAGACAGAAUUUGAAGUCAUUGAGUUCCUUGAAUAGCCACCUUGCCAUCAUGUAAAUUGAGUAAAUAUGCUCAGCGUAAAAGUAUUCAUCUAUAUCACCAGUUCAAAAAACUUGCCACCAUUUGUCUUUCUUUGUUUUUGUGGAGAGACAUAUUUUAUAUUGGCCAGGUCCGCUGGCCUUGCCCCGUCAGAUGGCGCACAUCGCCGGUGUGUAGACUGAUCUGUCUGAGAGUUUGUGGAAUUCAUGUAAAAUUGUAUAUUUUUCUGCUUCUGCUCAGAAAUAGUUAACCAUAUGUGUUUCUGCACGCAUGCAGAAACCGGCGACUGUCCUACCACAUGCAAAGCAAGCCUGCAGUAGCUUUCUGUAUGCGCUUUUGAUGCUGGAUAAGAGCAUCUGCUAAGAGACUAAAUGUAAGCACAUAAAUGUAAUCGCAACAGUAACAGUUUACCUUCAGGGGGGAACACCAUAUUGAAGCCUAACUACUUCUUUCUGUGAGUAUUUUGUGAACUCUCAGACAGAUCAGUGCAGGUACUGUGCUGUCUGCCAGAAGACAUUGGCCCAUCAGUUCAGCUCUCAGGAGAAGGACAAGCUUGGAAUAACAGGCAGAAUAUAAGGACAAGUAAGGCAACACUAAACCGAAUAUACUGAUAGGUGCCAAUUAUGUAUUUUUCAUCACACAACAAAACAUCUAAAAUCAUCAGUACAGACUGUAUGCUGCCAUGGUAAUUUGUAUGUUUCAGAACCAAUAUGAAAUGAAGGGUACAGAGCUCACUGUCCUAAAUGGAAUGUAUGACACGCGACCAAGUAGAGAUGCUUUGUAAUCAUCCUCUUCAACAUUUAUUAUCGUUGCAGAAUAUAGUUAGAUACCACCCCUCCCACAUGCACACAACAUCCUGUUUUCUCUCUUUUUGCUAAAACGACUGCAUUUCGAGGGUGAGCAGAGAGGUCACUGCUGGCGUGAUGGUUUCCAUUAAAGCAGGGCUUCGCACCCAUUAGAAUUCGACUGAGAGCUGAGGUGCUGAAACUCGCACAGUCGACCAAAAAAAAAAUUCUGUUCCAGAAAAAAAAAACCUCUCUCAAUUAAGACCCCAAAAAAAGCACUCGGCUUCACCUGCCCUCUCCGCGUGUAAACAGCUGAUAAAAGGAAUGCUUUUCACAAAGAUUCACUUUAUCACAUUAUAGAC
This is a messenger RNA of Megalops cyprinoides (Indo-Pacific tarpon), 5193 nucleotides long. RefSeq names its product endosome/lysosome-associated apoptosis and autophagy regulator family member 2-like. Lineage: Eukaryota; Metazoa; Chordata; Actinopteri; Elopiformes; Megalopidae. The coding region runs from base 106 to 3159 and encodes 1017 amino acids. The transcript is spliced from 22 exons. The record is from RefSeq and is a predicted model, not a curated record. Gene Ontology annotation, biological process: positive regulation of BMP signaling pathway.